AUGCUUCUCGACGUUGGUGCCAAGGAGAGCGUCAACUGCCCGAGUGGGAGCCACGUGGACAGCGCGGGUCAGACCUUCCGCAUCACAUGCCCCAUCGGCACCACACUGGGUGACAGGAGCACGAAAGUGACGCCCCCCGGGGAGGAUCGUAGAGAUGGCGUGUUCCCCUGUGUGGCCUGCCUGGCCGGCACUUACAAGUCCACAUACGGCAGCAACCCCUGUACUUCAUGCCUCCCGAACUCUUGGGGGUUUGUGGGAUCCACCUCGGCAAGCGAUCGUGAGGGCAUCGCGGGAUACACGGCAGUCAAGGCACAGACACCAGCUGUUGUAGCUCACCGAGACCUGCUCCUCUCCCAGCUCGUCCGACGAUCGACUCUCUAG
Guillardia theta CCMP2712 is the source of this 381-nucleotide messenger RNA. RefSeq lists its product as hypothetical. The transcript has a single exon. The record is from RefSeq and is a predicted model, not a curated record. Bases 1 to 381 code for a protein of 126 amino acids. NCBI's taxonomy places the organism in Eukaryota, Cryptophyceae, Pyrenomonadales, Geminigeraceae.